AUGGAUAUCGAAAAGGAUUUGAAGCUCGAGGGCAAUUCCACUGAGACUCAUGCCUCGUCGCUGUCCGAAUUGCCCCAAUGGGACCCCAGCCAGGAGAAGAGUGCUCGCAGAAAGAUCGAUAUCGUCGUGUUGCCUCUGCUUUUUCUCGGCCUUCUUGUCUUCCAGCUAGACCGCAUGAACAUUGCGAGUGCAUUGACUGGGGGCUUUGCCAGUGAUAUCAAAGUUUCACAGGCGACAAUCAACCUAGGCAACCAGCUCAUGUUCAUGGGCAUCGUGGCCUUUGAGAUACCAUGUAACAUGGCCUUGCAACGAAUUGGUCCUCGAGUGUGGAUUUCGGCCCAGGUCUUUGUCUUUGGCCUGCUUGCCGUCAUGCAGGUAUUCAUUCGGAAUCGAGGAGCAUUUUUGGCCCUUCGUUUGCUUCUAGGGUUUGCCGAGGCAGGGUAUAUUCCUGGGGCAGUCUACACCCUAUCGGCAUGGUAUACGAGAAGAGAAUUGGGCAAGAGAGUGGCCAUUUUCUUCUUUGGGCUAUUCGGUGGCAACGCCCUCAGCCCGAUACUGGCGUCGGGCACUCUGAUUCUCGAUGGUCGAUGCGGUAUCCGAGGAUGGAAGUGGCUUUUCUUAAUUGAGGGACUAUUCACAAUCUUCGUCUCACUGCUCCUGGCAAUGUUCCUGCCUGGAUCACCCUACAUUACCAGGCCACUACUCAGCCCAGGUCUUAUCAAGUUCUCCGACUCCGAGAAGGAGAUUCUUCAAAGGCGACUUGAGAAGGAAAAUGGCGGAAACAACGGCGCUUAUGGCGCGUAUAUUCCGCUUAAAGUUGUCUUUCGUACUGUGUCUUACUACCGUCGCUGGCCGCACUUUGUUUCUACAUUUGUUGUCUUUUCGACAUGGAGUCCCCUGACUACUUACUCACCGUCCAUCAUCAUGUCGCUCGGCUUCGGCAGGACAGAAUCAAACGCCCUGGCAGCAGUCGGCGCAUCCCUAUCACUUGUCGUGGUGUUAUUUUUCGCCUACAUGAGUGACCGGAUCAACCGCCGAGGUGCUACUGUGAUCGUUGCUCACGUCUGCUACCUCAUUACCCUAGUAGUGGCUCUCACGGUCCAGCCCCAUGUCGGCAAAUGGUCUCGCUGGGGGCUUUGGACUGCUGUGAACAGUUUCGCAGUGGGAUAUCACCCGAUCCAGAACUUCUGGGUUCAGAUCAACUGUCGAGAUCAGGCAGAGCGAAGUAUCAGCAUCGCCAUGUGGGUUAUGUCUGCAAUAAGCGGUUUAAUGGUUGGGACGCAGUAUUACACAGCGAAGGACAAACCAUUUUAUUCGGCCGGCCUGCGUACUAUGAUCAUCAUGGAUCCCUUCGUAUGUUCCAAUUCGAGGGCCAAGUUAGAUGCCUUCCGAUACGCGGCAUCUAACGACAACGCUGGCCACGAAAUGGACGCUUCGAGUAAGGAAACCCAGCAGCAGCCCUUGACCACAGACGACGAACCGGAACGUCCUACUCAAGAGGCAGACACGGGAAUUCGACCUACGGGGCCAUGUCCAGAAACUCCCGCGCACAAGAUACCGCUGGCCGACCUUAUAAGCAACACGGAGGAUGCAUUCAACAAUGCGCCUGGGAAGACCAUGACGCCGGACGACCAUGUCUUUUGGGACCAUGGAGGGUCUUUUUCACGCAGCAGGAUGACACCCACGAAUUCCAGGAGAAAGAAACGUAACCGGAGCCUCUCGCCCGCGAGCUCGCCAUCUCACAUCACCAAGAACGGCUCAUUCACGACCCUGACUGCAGAAAGGAUGAUGAAAACCCCCCAACACGACGUGGGGGCGGACUUGUGGACCAAAUAUGUUAGUAGAGGGGAUGGGCUGCCAGAAAGUGAUGUGCCAAAGCUACGGUUAUCACAACUUGUGCCAUCUUCACCCCGCACGCCUGCAUUUACAGGUAGCGCAAAGAGGAACUCGUCGAGUCUACGGAGAGCAAACAGCUGCGCUAUAGACUGGCCCAAGUCUGCUACCAAGGGGAGACGGUCUGGCGAUGAUUCUGGCUCAUACAAGCUUCGAGAUGGCUUCUACCGCACUCGACCAAAUACAGACUCGGGUGGGUUGAGCUCUUCGAAGAUUGGCCUUCUGGUUGAUCGAAUACAAGAGACGUUCUUGAAACACCCUACCGAAGAAACCGCGCCUUCUAGUUCCUCACCACUCCCGGAUAGAUCAGAUGGUUUCCAGGAUGAUUGCCCUUCAUUACAGCCGUCCAAACGGAUCAAAUUGAGUGAGCCAAUCGAAACUCCAUCAAAACCCGCUACCACACGUCAAGGCCAGAUAAAGAUACCCCAACAACAACCAAAAACGGAUCCUGAGUCGUCGGAUUAUGGCGACGAUGACCAGGAUGACGAAUUCUUCGAGAUCGCAGCUGCGUCUACAAAUGAAGUAUUCUCAACCACACAAAACUGCAACAACAUACAUUCUCACCCCAGUCUGCCUUCGGCUGACUUUUCUACUUUACGACCCGAUAAAGACCAUGAUACCUUCUCACAGUUGGCUAAGGACAUGAGUGAUGAUUCUGACGAUUUCGAUAAUGAUGAUUAUGAUGGCAUGGAUGAGAUAAUAGCUUCAUAUAACAUAAACAAUACCACAACAACAAAAACAGCAGCAGCCAGGCCACCCGCCACCCCCCAGAAAGACCGCGUGUCGAAUGCUCAUGUUUCUGAGGAUGAUCUUGAAGGCUUUAUGGAAUUGGAUGCAUUUGAUUCCCAGGCGGAUGGCCUUGAUGACAACGUUGGUCGCUCCCUUCAAACCCCACAAGCUAUUAAGCGCUAUCUUGUCAUCGAUAUAGCGGAGAAUACCUAUACCAAUAUCAAGGGCCGUACUCAAUGGGAGAAAGUACUGGUCGUCCGCGAAGACAAGAAGAAGAAAACCCGCGCCAUCACCCUACGCGACUCGUGGUUUGACUCUGCCGUCUCUAAGGAUUCAUAUCUUCACCUAAUAGGUAAUUUCGACCGCAGCGGUCAAUGCAUCGUAGACGAUUCUUCCAACUACGCCAUUAUUCUCGAUCCAGACCACCUCAUCUCCGCCACGACGGUGGCCGACUCAUUCACAUGCGCCCGCCGCUCAGUGCUACAGGACCGCGUUAAGGCUACUAGUGAUGCUAAUAAGCCGCAGGUCUACGGCCAUAUCCUACACGAGAUCUUCCAGGAGGCAAUGAAGGCGAAUAAAUGGAGUCUACCUUGGUUGAAGAGCCUGAUUGAUACCACAUUGCCGAAGUACCUCGAGAGCCUGUUUGAAAUCAACGUUAGUAUCCAAGAUGCUACAAGUUACCUCGAGACCAAGAUGCACGCGCUGAGGGAUUGGGCAAAAUUAUUUAUCCACCCACGUCCAACUGCUGGCUCAAUGAUGGAUGAUAGAAACGGUGCCGUUGCUAAAAUAUGCAUUAACAAACUUCUUGAAGUUGAAGAGCACGUCUGGUCUCCGAUGUAUGGCCUAAAAGGCAAUAUCGAUGCCACGGUUCAGAUAGUUUUGGAGGAAGAAGGAGAGCAAAAAACUCUCACCGUCCCGUUGGAAGUCAAGACAGGAAAGAAUAAUACAAACCAGUCACAUAGGGCGCAAACAGCAUUAUAUUCAUUACUGCUUUCCGACCGUUACGAUAUAAAUGUGACCUUUGGAAUAUUAUAUUACUUGGAAAUCUCAAAAGCUCUUCGCGUCCGCGCCGUACAGGGCGAAAUCCGCCAAAUGAUCCAACAACGAAACCUACUUGCUGGCUACCUUCGACAGCGGUUCGAACUUCCGCCAAUGCUCAAGGAAUCCCGAAUUUGCAGCCCAUGUUAUGCAAAGACUGCAUGUUUCUUAUACCACAAACUUGUGGACGACGGUACCGAGGAAACCAGCGGCGUAGGAAAGCUCUUUCAAGAAACCGCCGGCCAUCUCACAGCACCUCAUCAAACGUUCUUUAAGAAAUGGGACGAUCUAUUAACAUUAGAAGAGAAAGAAAUGUCAAAGUUCCGACGUGAGCUAUGGACUAUGGUCAGCACUGAACGUGAGAGCGUGGGACGGUGUUUCAGCAAUGUUGUCAUUGAGAGCGGAUCUGCAUCUGAGAACUCUGACGGCCAAAGAAUCAACCGCUUCCAGUAUACAUUUAUCAAGCCUAAGGCAGGUUCGGGCUUUUCAUUCACGGAGUCACAGAUAAAUGUCGGUGAGCCUAUUGUUAUUUCCGAUGAACAGGGCCAUUUUGCUCUCUCAAACGGGUAUGUGAUUCAAAUCAGCCCUAGGAGAAUCACGGUGGCCGUUGAUAGACGGCUCCAUAAUGCUCGAAACAAGGAGCCUGGAUUUAAUGCUAUCAACAAUCAAGCUUUCCAGGGGAUCAUGGAUAUAUCAUCUGGAGGCAAAGCCGCUUCAAAUACCACGGACUACGAUACGGAGAACCCAAUGCUCUACCGACUGGACAAGGAUGAAUUCAGCAGCGGUCUGGCCAUUGUUAGAAACAACCUUAUCUCCAUGAUGGCAAAGGAUGUGUUUCGAUCCACUCGGCUUCGGGAACUGAUAGUUGAAGGUGCUGCGCCUGUAUUCAAACCAGGCCCACCCAUAUCCCUCCUCCCAGAAGCCGUAGGGCCGAAUCUAAACAUGGACCAGAAAAUGGCCAUUGGGAAAGUUCUAAGUGCUAGUGACUAUGCUCUAGUGCUUGGUAUGCCAGGAACUGGAAAAACUACAACGAUUGCCCAAAUUAUCCGUGCUUUAGUAUCUCAGGGGAAAAGCGUCUUGCUCACCUCCUACACCCAUACAGCCGUUGACAACAUCCUACUCAAAAUUCGGGAUGAUAAAUUCAGAAUUCUCCGCCUUGGGACACCAUCAAAGAUACAUCCGGAAGUUAAACAGUUUGCCGAUUUAGCAGCCACGCAUAAGAACACAAUUGAGGAGCUUGAGGAUUCAUAUGGGAAUUCAAAUGUAGUGGCUACGACAUGUCUAGGUAUCAACCACCGGAUUUUCAAUACUCGGACUUUCGAUUACUGCAUCGUUGAUGAAGCCUCGCAGAUCACAUUGCCUGUUUGCCUUGGGCCAAUUCGCAUGGCUAAAACAUUUAUCCUUGUGGGAGACCACUACCAGCUCCCACCUCUUGUCCAAAGCAAGCAAGCCAUAGAGGGUGGCCUUGACCUUAGUUUGUUCAAAUUACUCUGUGACAUGCAUCCGUCGUCAGUGGUCAAUUUAGAGCAUCAGUAUCGCAUGUGCGAAGAAAUCAUGCUCCUUUCUAAUACCCUUAUAUACUCCAACCUUCUCAAGUGCGGAACACCGGCAAUUUCAGCUCGCUCCCUUGUUAUUCCAAACAUAAAUGGCCUAAAAAGGAUACAUCCAACCUCUCUGUCGACUUCCACCCAGUCUCUCUGUCUAGGUCCAAGUCACGGCCAAUGCUGGCUUCGCGAUCUCGUCGAUCCCUGCGCAAAGGCCCGGUUUGUCAAUACCGACUCCCUCUGCCCCCAGGCCCUAGACACCGCCAACGGCUCCCGAAUCAUCAACGAGGUUGAAGCUACCCUUUGCGCUCAGCUUGUUGAGGCAUUCAUCUCCGUCGGUAUUCCAGCACAGGAUAUCGGCGUUGUUACGCUCUACCGAAGCCAACUUUCCCUUUUGAAACAGAAACUCCGUCGUCACGGAUCUGAUCUCGAAAUGCAUACGGCAGAUCGCUUCCAGGGGCGCGACAAAGAGGUGAUCAUUAUGAGUUGCGUGCGCAGCAACUCAGAUCGAAACGUGGGUGACUUGCUGCGCGACUGGCGCCGAGUCAAUGUUGCCUUUACCCGCGCCAGGACCAAAAUGCUCAUUGUCGGCAGUAAAGCUACUCUCAGCGAAGGAAACGAGCUGCUAGGGAAAUUCACCAAACUCAUGGACGAGCAUCAGUGGCGCUACGAUCUGCCACCUAGCGCCGUGAGCCAGCAUAGUUUCGAAGAGCACGAUUCCAUGUUCACCCAGGCGUUGAGUGGCAUGAGCCCCAAGAUAGGCAGAUUUGCAAAUUCCCUUUCUUCUAGCCCUACGAAGAAGCAACAGAGCAGUCCUAUUAAGAAACAGCCUCGACUCCCACUUAGCCCUGUGACGAACAAAGCAAAUAUCUUCCCCAAUACCACCCGCACCAUGAAGAAACCCCAGAAAGUCGGCGGGAAACCGCUUGACGGAGCAAAAAUUAUAAGAAAGAGGCCAGUCCUCACGGAUGUUCUGAAUGAUAUGCUUGGAUGA
Messenger RNA from Arthroderma uncinatum, 6198 nucleotides. RefSeq names its product Dna2p. The record is from RefSeq and is a predicted model, not a curated record. Gene Ontology annotation, biological process: transmembrane transport; replication fork reversal. Gene Ontology annotation, cellular component: cytoplasm. The transcript has 12 exons. Gene Ontology annotation, molecular function: single-stranded DNA helicase activity; transmembrane transporter activity; 5'-flap endonuclease activity. Bases 1 to 6198 code for a protein of 2065 amino acids. Lineage: Eukaryota; Fungi; Ascomycota; Eurotiomycetes; Onygenales; Arthrodermataceae.